Molecule: messenger RNA, 1857 nt
Organism: Branchiostoma belcheri (Belcher's lancelet)
Lineage: Eukaryota; Metazoa; Chordata; Leptocardii; Amphioxiformes; Branchiostomatidae
Exons: 5
Coding region: 1-1857 (618 amino acids)
Biological process (GO): negative regulation of translation; proteasome-mediated ubiquitin-dependent protein catabolic process; protein polyubiquitination
Molecular function (GO): carbohydrate binding; protein binding; translation repressor activity
Source: RefSeq, a predicted model, not a curated record
AUGAACCAGUCCAUCGGAGGAGAGAACAAUCCUAUAGAUGUUGAUCUUACAAACCAUCCAGAGGAGCCGACAAGUUCCGGGCAAAAUGAAAAUAACCUACGCUCUGAUCAAAAUCUACUGUACACAGAAAACGCUGCAGAGCCAACAAGAAUGUCAACAUGUGGUCACGACUCACCCAGUAGUCAAGGUCAAGACACAAUGGAGGUCACGUACGUAGCUGGCACUGAACCGACGCGUACAAGUCAGCCUGGUAUCACAGACAGACAUUAUGAUACGGCAGAUAAUUGCGAUAUUCCCGACCCAGCAGCCACUGAUGUUUAUUUUGUAUCUGACACGAUCCAUGCUGAAAACUCCGCCGUGUACACAGCCUCGGGCGAAAAUGAAGAAAGUGGCAACGCUAAUGGAAACAAUGACGAGGAAACUCAAGUCAGGCAAGCAGGCAGUACAGUGACUGACGAUGGUGAUAUCGAACCGUACGCUGUUGGAAACAUGAGCGAUCACGAAAACUAUCUCAACAAAACAAAACACGUUGGCCAACAAACAGAUGGCACCACUGUACCUGCACACAAUCUUCACAAUCCUCCAAACGAAACGGAAUUUGAAAACCCAAUGUACAGAGCAGACGUGCAACAGGCCUCUGAUGACAGCAGGUCUGACUCUGAUGCACACAAACCUCGCGAUCCUCAACACGUCAAACAACUUCACGAAACGGUCAGGCAGUGCGAGAAGAAAAAUAUCAGGCUGUCAUGUGCAGUGGACCAGUUGAUCGUAAUCCAAGACGCCUUCUACGGCCGGAGAGGAAAACGUCCUAGCUGUGGAUGUAUUUUCAGGUCUUGUAACAAGUGUCAAAAAGGCUACAGGCCACAUUCUACUGUCAGAAAAAGAUGUCAGGGGUUACAACGGUGUGACCUGCGAGUAGUACGACAUAACUUUGGUGACCCCUGUCCGCGCAAAAAGAAGUACCUGGAGGCAACGUACCACUGUGAAGAAAAGAAAGAGAGCAUCAGCUUUGGUGGGCAAGGAAAGGGUUCCUAUCAGUUUCAGAAUGUUGCGGGACUGGCCGUGUCCUCCACUAACGAGAUAUUUGUAGCUGACCAAAACAACAGAAGAAUCAAGAUCUUCAGCAUGAAGGGAGUUUUCCUUCGCAGUUUCCCCAUAAGAAACAUGGUACCACAGGCCAUAUCCACAGGCCGCAACGAUACCCUGUGGGUCGCCUUGUAUGGAGGUCAGAAAAAUUCCCUUUACAAAAAUGCUAUUCAUCAGUACAGCAAAGAUGGCCAUUCCCUUGCCAAGUUCAGUUGCAACAGAGGACUUAGAAUCCGUGGGAUUGCCUGGCACCCGCUUUCUGACAAAAUCAUAGUACUCUUUCUGACAGCAUCAAUGCGCUCAGGGUCAAUGUGGUUUAGUCCUACUUACACACAGGCGACCCCAACAUGUAACACAACCAGGUUUGGAUCGACAAGAGGACAGUUUUGGUUUGUCGCCGUGGACAAGAAAGGGGACAUCUUCAUCGUAGAUACGAGAGGCUCUCGUGUUCUUAAGUAUGACAAGAAUGGAGUCUACGUGUCCAGUUUUGCCAGUAAAGGUAGUGGAGCAGGGAAACUUUAUAAUCCCUCAGGAAUCUGUGUGGACAGUUUGGGGCGUGUGGUCGUGGCUGAUACUUUGAACAACCGGUUGGAGAUGUUUACAGCUGAGGGAGAACACAUCCGCACUGCCGCGUAUAUACAUAAACCCAAGCAUGUUGCUAUAGGUGGGGAGGGGCAGCUUGUGGUGUCAAAUCAGGAUCACUUUGUAACCAUCUUGCUAAAAUAUCAGAAACACACCAUUUUGUUGGUUACGAAGCAUUUUCAAGGAUAG